Apiotrichum porosum is the source of this 729-nucleotide messenger RNA. RefSeq lists its product as uncharacterized. The record is from RefSeq and is a predicted model, not a curated record. Lineage: Eukaryota; Fungi; Basidiomycota; Tremellomycetes; Trichosporonales; Trichosporonaceae. The transcript is spliced from 4 exons. The coding region runs from base 1 to 729 and encodes 242 amino acids.
AUGCCCUCCUGGAAGACGACGGUUACCACGACCACCACGACCACCAACCCGGAAGGCCACUCCGUCGAGGAGACCAAGACCAAGACCUACUCGUACCCGCACGACACGAGCGGCUCGUCCACCGACUCGCGCGGCUGGAACGAGCUUGCCGAGCAUGCUACGCUGUGGACGCCACCUCUGUGGCUUCCGAACGUGCCCACUGUCCCACUCCACGCUCCACUUGAGAGUCUGCGCAGCGUCGCUGCCGCAGUGCCGGUGCAUGCCUUUCUCUCAACCACUCCAACCGUCAUGAAUCCUUACUAUCCUUUCUACUACGGCCCCAGCAUGAACCCCUACGCGUACAACCCUUAUGCCUACGCGGCCACCAACCCCUAUGCGCCGUACGCCAACGAGAUGCAGUACAUGCAGGCUCUGCAGAUGGCCCACCUGCAGGCCCAAGUCAACCCCCUCCCAAGUGCCUGGUUCUAUGGUGGUUACACCCCACCGCAGCAGCCCGACCACCGCACACUCUAUGCCGACCUCAAGAAACACUACGAGGACAAGAAGAAGAAGGCCGACGACGAGGAGAAGAGCAAGAAGGAGGCCAAAAAGGCCAAAGACGCAGCAGACAAGGCCGUCAAGGACGCGGGGCCCAGCAAGAACUUUGGCUUUUCACCAGAGACUGCGGCGCUCGUGACGUACAUCUUCGACGGCGGCCCGCCUGCAGGGCAGUGGGCCAAGAAGAAGUAA